This is a messenger RNA of Polypterus senegalus (gray bichir), 1959 nucleotides long. Its product is annotated as GTP-binding protein Di-Ras2. Bases 342 to 941 code for a protein of 199 amino acids. Gene Ontology annotation, cellular component: plasma membrane. Gene Ontology annotation, molecular function: GTP binding; GTPase activity; GDP binding. Gene Ontology annotation, biological process: signal transduction. The record is from RefSeq and is a predicted model, not a curated record. Lineage: Eukaryota; Metazoa; Chordata; Cladistia; Polypteriformes; Polypteridae. The transcript has 2 exons.
GCUGAGCAGGUGACAGGCUGCAGAAAGGGUAUGGGGGAGUGAAAUUCCUGCUGACGUCACGGGGAAAGACACCUCCGAGAGCGAGCGAGAGAGUGAGAGAGAGAGAGUCGGCUAUAAAUACCAAAAACCAGCACGCCUAUGGCUUUGCAAGCGGAUUAACGGAGUGCUGGCGAGUGUGAAUGGGAGGGCCAGAAAGAAACAGAAACGCUUAGAGCAUAGCUGCUGGGCUGGAGCAACGGACUUACAUUUAACUGGGCUACUUACAAUGUGAGGUGUGAGGACUCAUUCUGCGAGGAAUCCAUUCAGUGUGAAGCGCAUUGGAAAUUGUCAAUUAAGCCACCAUGCCAGAACAAAGCAACGAUUAUCGAGUGGUGGUGUUUGGAGCAGGAGGUGUAGGCAAGAGUUCGUUAGUGCUGAGGUUUGUGAAAGGCACCUUCAGGGAAAGCUACAUCCCCACAAUUGAGGACACCUAUCGACAGGUGAUCAGCUGUGACAAAAGCAUCUGCACCUUACAAAUCACAGACACAACUGGAAGCCAUCAGUUUCCAGCCAUGCAGCGCCUGUCCAUCUCCAAGGGUCAUGCCUUUAUCCUUGUUUUCUCCAUCACAAGCAAGCAGUCCCUGGAGGAGCUAAAGCCAAUUUUUGAACAAAUCUGCCAAAUCAAAGGGGAUGUGGAGAGCAUUCCAAUUAUGCUAGUGGGGAAUAAGUGUGAUGAGACUCAGAACCGAGAGGUGGAGACCAGUGAUGGAGAAGCAAUGGCCAAGAAGUGGAAAUGUGCAUUUAUGGAGACGUCAGCCAAGACCAACCACAACGUCAAGGAGCUCUUCCAAGAGCUACUUAACCUGGAGAAACGCAGGACAGUGAGCCUUCAGAUUGAUGGAAAGAAGAACAAGCAACAGAAACGGAAAGAAAAACUUAAGGGCAAGUGUGUAGUCAUGUGAGACUGUUGUUAGAACGAGCAACUGGGGAUGUUCCGAUAGCAUGACACCUGACAAAGUACCACCAGUAUGUUCUGAAAUUAUAUACAGAAAUGCAAAUGAUGUUACUCAAAAUACAUAACCUUAUUUAAUAUUUAAUGUGGAACAAAACACCAAUUCAUCUGCCUCAGCAAAGCCUUAAAAAGCUUUGAAUAAAUCAAUACUCCUGAGCUGCAAUACUGGAAAAUAAAACAAACAAAAAUUACACUGAAGUUAGUAUAUACAGUGUAAAGACCAUUCACACAAUGAAUGCAAAAUGAAAUCCAGCGUUUGAAAACAGAAAAGAAGAAUAUGUCUGAGCAUAAUCUUUUUAAUGUGGAUUCAUAUUUCCUGUUGGCUUGAAUGUAAGAGUUAGUUAAAAUGCCAAGGGAGCAAAUAAAUUGUUAAAUGCAACUGAAAUGAAAAGCUUUAAAAGGGAACUUGCUCUAUCUAUCUAUCUAUCUAUCUAUCUAUCUAUCUAUCUAUCUAUCUAUCUAUCCUAAUGUUUUUUACGGUAACAGAGAACAAUGCCUAAUUCUAGCAAUAUAAAUGGAGUCAAAUUUUCAAUUGGUUUUGUAGGAAUUCCUAAAUGGACUUUUCACUUUGCCAUAGUUUGCUGGUUUGGUUUUCCACUUACUUUGUCUCCAUUUUGCACACCAAGCCUUUCUAAAAUGAAUAAACUACAUACUAGAUAUUGUCCAAGAGUUUUAUCUUAAGAUACCAUCUUUAAAAUGAAUGAAGUCCCUUUGCACUUUGUAAUUAGUUAAAUACAUACAUGUUAAAAUUGUAUUUAGGAAAGUUAGGACAAUUGCUGUAGUACCAGGAAUGCUGCUACAACAUGGGGCAUUUGUAAUCAUUAUGAAUAUUAAUGUGUUUGUUUUUCAACACUGAAUGGAGGAUUGCAUAACAGAAAUAAUAAAAAAGCACAUUCUUUUGUGUGUGUUUUUCUAGUAUAAAAUAUGUGUUAGCUGCAGCUUAUGCCUCUUUGCAAUGUUAUAAAAAG